AUGUGUGCCAGCGAUCCUUCACCCGCAACGAUGUCCUCCGCCGGCAUGUGGGUCUCCACCAGUCUACAGCCAUCCCAGAUCCUCGCAGGAGCCGCGCUUGUGACGCAUGUCAUGCUAGGAAGACUAAGCGCCUGGUACGAGAAUGAUGAGGAGCUGAGGAAUCUGGUUACUGAGCUACAUUUGAUGUUGGUGGAUCAUUUACUGCGAGAACUGGCUACUUCAACUUCCGUGGCAUUGAACGGCCAGCCGUGGCCGCUGGAGACUUUUCGCUCAGCGCUCCUUAACAUCGUCUUAGCGUUCGAGACGGGAAGACUAGAGCUUAUCUCCAAGGCCCGCCUUCUCCACGGCAUCCUUGUCACCCUUUUCCGAGACAAUGGCCUCUUCAGUGCGGAAGCAAUUGAAUGCCAACAAGACACGCACUACCCGGGGACCUUUACACCAUGGGUGCAUUUCGGUUUCCAGCGCUGGGUAAGGAUCGUGACCGCUGCCUUCAAAGUCGACGUCCACCUCGCCCUCCUCACCGGCCACCCACCGCUCAUCCAGCGCGAGGAGCUCGACUUACCCCUCGUCUCAACCUACGCCUUGUGGAAUGCCUACGGCCUCGAUCUGUUUCCCACGCGCUUUCGCACCCAGCCGGACGAGCGCGCCGGCUACCAUAUGUGCGACCUGCUGACUUUUGGCCGCAACUCACAGGUGCAGCCCCGUGGCGACAGUAUCGUCCUCCUUAAGGAUGUCGAGGUUGGUCUCCUCGGCGUCGUGCAUAACACUUGGCAGCACGCGCGGUGGAGCCGCAAGUGGGUCGAUGCCUCCGCAUCGGCCUGCGACGCCGAGCACCAGAAGCCGCUACACCAGCUGCUUGGAUUUUGGAAGGAGCGUCUAAACAACGUGCGGGGUGCAGAGGGUGCCCUGCUGGAGGAGUACGUCCGAGCGUACGCGGGCGAGGAAGAGGAGGAUAAGGCGGAGGACCGGCACGCUAUACUGGAUCGGUUGAGGGCGUACGUCCUCCAUGCCGUGCUACUCUAUCACUUUGUCACGGUACACUCUUACGCGGACGUCGAGACGCUGCGCCAGGUCCUGAUGGCUGACGCGGCGGCAGAGGAGUGUCCCCGUGGCCGGGAUAGGGAAGCGCAAAUGCGGCAAUGGGCCAACUCGCCGGACGGGCGAAGGGCGGUGUUGCACGCGCUAUACAUCCUCAAGGCGUACCGGGACGACGCACAGCUCGCAGCCCUGCGGAACUUGGAAGUCGACCCGAUCGCGCACCUUGCUCUUACAGCAGCUGCCCUAGUGACGUGGAUGUGGAUGAUGGCUGGCGCACAGGCCUGUACCUACGCUCAGAACAUUGCGGGCCUGGACUUGGGGCAAUACGCGCCGGAAAGUCCUCAGAUCGCGGACUGGGUGCAGAGUAGUGGUGUGGCUUGGGCUACUACUAUUAAGACGGACUGGUGUGGCCUAGCCGAACCAUCGAAUAAAAGGUCGGUCAAUGGCCAGAAGUCGAACCAGUCGAGAACUACCACCUAA
Molecule: messenger RNA, 1518 nt
Organism: Scedosporium apiospermum
Lineage: Eukaryota; Fungi; Ascomycota; Sordariomycetes; Microascales; Microascaceae
Exons: 7
Coding region: 1-1518 (505 amino acids)
Biological process (GO): regulation of transcription by RNA polymerase II; DNA-templated transcription
Cellular component (GO): chromatin
Molecular function (GO): zinc ion binding; DNA-binding transcription factor activity, RNA polymerase II-specific; RNA polymerase II cis-regulatory region sequence-specific DNA binding
Source: RefSeq, a predicted model, not a curated record